AUGUGGAAAAUAAUUUUUGUUAUCUCUGUGCUAGCUUUAGGGAUCUCCAGAGCGGAUGAUGAGAAAAAAUUGAAAGUUACUGUGGAAAAAUCUGAAAUCGUAACGGAUCAAGCAGUAGUAACUGCUAAUGCUGUUAUCAGGGCAGAAAAUGGGCAAUCUCUUGUUGAUGUGACAGGGGAAGUUCUGCAGGACAUAGAAAGAGGAAUUCUUGUGGACAUCGAGGUGAAAACAGAAACGGAAAAACCUGGAGAGUUCAAGCCACUUUUGAAAGCUGAAGAUAUUGAUUUUUGCAAUUACGAAAAGAACAGCACGAUGGCUCCUUUACUUGAUCUCUUCCUCAAGGAUAUGAGUAGUUUUGGCAAUCUUCCACUCAAGUGCCCAAUAAAGAAGGGACCUUUUGGUAUUAAAGGAUUCCAUUUUGGUCACGAUAGUUUGCCAUCGUAUACACCUGAAGCAAGAUAUUUGAUUGAAUCGAAGAUCUAUAUCCCCAAAGAUGGAGAUGAUCAUCAUACAAUUUACAACAGCAAGUGGAUUGCAUUGAUCGUGAGAGAAUAA
This is a messenger RNA of Phlebotomus papatasi, 555 nucleotides long. RefSeq lists its product as uncharacterized. Lineage: Eukaryota; Metazoa; Arthropoda; Insecta; Diptera; Psychodidae. The transcript has 2 exons. The coding region runs from base 1 to 555 and encodes 184 amino acids. The record is from RefSeq and is a predicted model, not a curated record.